This is a messenger RNA of Rhagoletis zephyria (snowberry fruit fly), 2482 nucleotides long. RefSeq names its product calcitonin gene-related peptide type 1 receptor-like. Gene Ontology annotation, molecular function: calcitonin receptor activity. Lineage: Eukaryota; Metazoa; Arthropoda; Insecta; Diptera; Tephritidae. Gene Ontology annotation, cellular component: plasma membrane. The record is from RefSeq and is a predicted model, not a curated record. Gene Ontology annotation, biological process: cell surface receptor signaling pathway; adenylate cyclase-modulating G protein-coupled receptor signaling pathway.
CAGACUUUACUUCGCCGAGGAUUUUAAACACAAUGGGCUUAAACAGAUCUCCUAACGAGUAAAAUGGAUUACAAAUGAAGCAGAAAAUAUCCACAACAACCACAACAACUAGAACAACAAAGGGCAACGAUUAGCCAGAAGAGAUGAAUGCGGUCAUUCGCUUGGCACAGCGCUUUAAAAUAAAUAAGCUCAUAUAAGUUGACAACAAAAACAACUCGAAUCCUGCUCCCGCCAACAACAAUAACAACAGCAACAACUGUUACUACAACCGUCAGAAAUGGCCUUCCUCUUCGAGCCAUUUCAGAGCGAUAAUCAAUAUUUGCGCGAAUUUCUUUCCCACCUCUAUCUCAAUUGCAUUAUUCGCUAUCAGAAUGAAAGCGGUUUGGCGGCAAAUGAUACGGACGAUGAUGCCAACUAUAUCGGCGUGCCACGUUAUCUCGAGGAUGCUGUACUCAGUGAAGGCACUAUUGACUUGACAAAUGUGGACGAAGCGAAGGUAGAACAAAAUGAACUAUUCGCUUACAUAUCUAAGCACAGCUUAAAACCAACAUCCGCAGCGGCUAGCAAGAAAAGGAACACCCAGACUACUAGCAAUGCAACCGACACGUAUAGCAGCAAUUUCUCUCUAGUCGCUGCAACAACACCAGCCUCUGCAACUUCCUUGUAUGCUACCGACAUCUCUGCUUCUACAACAUACUCCACUGCAGCCACUUCCUUCACUUCCAGCGGUCAGCUACGCUUCUGUCCUCUACGCUUCGAUGGCUAUCUCUGCUGGCCACGCACGCCCGCCGGCACUGUGCUCAGUCAAUAUUGUCCGGAAUUUGUGGAGGGCUUCAACCGCAAAUUUCUGGCGCAUAAAACCUGUUUGGAGAACGGCACCUGGUAUCAUCAUCCUGUCAGUGGACGCGAGUGGUCCAACUACACAAAUUGCAUUGACUAUGAUGACUUAGAGUUUCGCAGCUUUGUAAAUGAGUUAUACGUGAAAGGAUAUGCUGUCUCCUUAACCGCCUUGGUGCUCUCACUUAUCAUAUUCCUUGGCUUCAAAUCCUUACGCUGCACACGCAUACGCAUACACGUACAUUUAUUCGCCUCAUUGGCAUUCACUUGCAUCGCUUGGAUACUUUGGUACAAAUUAGUGGUCGAGCAACCGGAUUUAAUAGGCAAUAAUCCGCCCUGGUGCAUUUUGCUACACUUCGUCGUACACUAUUUCAUGCUGGUCAAUUAUUUCUGGAUGUUUUGUGAGGGGCUGCACUUACAUUUAGUGCUGGUAGUGGUCUUCGUGAAGGACACUAUAGUGAUGCGCUGGUUUAAACUGUUUGCCUGGAUGUCACCGAUACUUUUCUUGUUGGCUUAUGGUGUAGCACGAUUCUUUCAUCCAGACGACAAUGUACACUGCUGGAUGGAUGAUAGUCUGCUGUUGUGGAUUUUAUCUGUACCCAUUUGUGCUUCGCUCCUGGCCAGUUUUGUCUUUCUCAUCAACGUCUUGCGCGUUAUUGUACGCAAAUUGCAUCCACAAUCAGCGCAACCAGCACCAUUGGCCAUAAGAAAAGCAGUACGAGCCACAAUAAUAUUGAUUCCCCUUUUUGGUUUGCAACACUUCCUCCUUCCUUAUCGACCGGAUACUGGCACUCCACUGGAACGCUUCUAUCAAAUACUGUCCGUGAUCUUGGUGAGCCUACAAGGAUUUGUGGUUUCGUUUCUCUUUUGUUUCGCCAAUCAUGAUGUGACAUUUGCCAUACGCAGUCUCUUAAAUCGCCUAAUGCCCGGACUGGUCUCACCGCCGCCGCCAGGCACACACACUGGACAGAUGGCCACCACAACGCCGAGUCGAGAGUUGGGAGUGUAAGGAGUUAGAAAAUUCGAGAGAAGAGCAAGUAAAGCUUGGAAAUACUACUGAGCGGGAAAUGAUUUUUAUUAUGGUCGCAAACUUUAAAGUGAAAAUUGAUUAGGAAGUGCGUUUCAAGUGAAGGUACAAAUUUUUUCAAAUAAUAUUGGUAGUUUUCCAAAAAAAAAACAUUUAUAAGAGACCAAAAAUAAUUUCAAAUACCAAGAAAAAAUAUAUUUAUUUUAUAUUAAGCACAAAAACUGUUCCAGAGGGUCAAACCAACUAUUCAAAUAAACUAUUUACAUUUAUUUUAAAGCAGGGACCACACGAUUUGUACAUUUGUACAAAUUUGUAUAUUUUGACAGUCACAGAGUGGUGUUGUCUAGAAAUAAUGAGUUCAGCUCAAUAACAACUUUCCAAAGAACAGCAAUCUGUAACUGUGAAAAUGUACAAAUCUGUACAAAUGUACAAAUCGUGUGAUCCCUGCUUUAAACUCCCAAUUACAUACAGUUGUUGAUGUAUAACACAGAAAAAAGCUUUUAAAUGUAUAAAAACCAAUGUAAAACCAUUACAGGUCGAGAAAUAUAAGAGAAACCAAUGUAGUAUUAAAAAUACAUAUCGAAGCCAAUAAAAAUUAAAUACAUGCAUAUAUGAACU